This is a messenger RNA of Humulus lupulus (European hop), 1620 nucleotides long. RefSeq lists its product as uncharacterized. NCBI's taxonomy places the organism in Eukaryota, Viridiplantae, Streptophyta, Magnoliopsida, Rosales, Cannabaceae. The transcript has 6 exons. The record is from RefSeq and is a predicted model, not a curated record. Bases 1 to 1620 code for a protein of 539 amino acids.
AUGGGUCUCACCAUUGUCAAGUUCAAUGAUGAGGCUACUAGAGAUUUUGUUUUGCAGAAUGGUAUUGUGCAGUUUGAUCGGAAACCAGUCAUAGUGAGACCAUGGACUCAAGAUCUAGACACUAUCAGGUAUGCAAGAGUUCUUGUUGAAAUGGAGAUUACUGAUGAUCCUCCUUUUAUCAUUCAUUUUUUCAAUGAGCUGGGUCAAAUUCAAGAACAAUUUGUGGAAUAUGAAUGGCUCCCUAUAAAAUGCCAGAAUUGUAAGGGAUUUGGGCAUAAUUCAGCUGAGUGUAAGAAAUCUGAUACUAAGGUUUGGGUUGCCAAAGAUAAGAUAGAUAAGGCAAUUUCCAAGUCUGCUCCUGGUGUUGCUGAAGCCGAGAUUAAUACAGAAGAAAAAUCUGGUGUUAAUGAGGCUCCUAAGGUUGAGAUAGCUCAUCAGAUUGUAGCUGGCUUACAGCUGGACAUAGUCAUCACUUUUGUUUAUGGAUUUAACACUAUGAUUGAGAGGUUGGAAAUGUGGAGGGGUUUAUCUUCAAUUCAGGUUUUGAAUAAGCCUUGGCUGGUGAUGGGAGACUUUAAUGCAGUGUUUAACUUUGAUGACAGAUCAGGAGGUAAGGUGGAGGGAGGUGAUAGAGUGUAUUCAAAAAUUGAUCAUGUGUUUAUCAAUGAAGAGUGGAUUGACUCUAUUCCGAAUUCUAUUGCAGAGAUUCAGUGGGAUAUUGCUCACAGCAGGUUUAAAGAAACUGUUCUAGAAAGUUGGCUCAAGCCUAUGACAGCUAAGGGCUUAUUGGGAGUGACUAAGAAAUUACUAAGGCUGAAACAUGUAUUGAAAGUGUUUAAUAGGCAGGAAAUAGGGGAUAUUGAGCAGAGCUAUCAUCAUGCUAAGGGAGUCUAUCAGUUGGCUCUAACUAAAGCUCAAGAAGAUCCUUCAGAUGCUUCUGCUCAGGAGGCUGAAAGGAAUGUUGCAGUUUACUAUAAUGAGCAUUAUACUCGUUACAGGAGUUACUUGAUUCAGCGCAGCAAGGUUACUUGGAUUCAGAAGGGUGAUGAAAAUAACUCCUAUUUUCAUGCGUGUAUCAAAAAGAGAAGGGAGGAGAAUCGAAUAGUGUCUUUUUUGAAUGACCAAGGGGAUGUUAUUACUGAUUAUAAUGCAGUGGUGAGUCACUUUCUAGAUCAUUUCAGAAGUUAUAUAGGAAGUUAUAGUUCAGGCUUAGAUGGUUAUAAUUCAGAAUUUUACAAAACUAUAUGGAAACAUAUUGGUGAUGACAUUUCAAUGGCUGUCUUGGAUUUUUUCGCUUCUGGGAGGAUCCCGACUGAGCUUAACAAAACAGUUUUUGCUUUAGUUCCAAAAAUUGAUUCCCCUAGCAGGGCUAUAGAUUAUAGACCUAUAGCGUGCUGCAAUACUCUGUAUAAGUGCAUUUCUAAAAUGCUUUGCAGUAAGCUUUCGGAGGUUUUACCCUCUAUUAUUAGUCCCAAUCAAGGAGCUUUUAUUAGAGGGAGAUCUCUUGCUCAUAAUAUCCUUAUUUUUCAGGAUUUGAUUAAGAAUUACAAUAGAGGGAAUGCUUCCCCGAGAUGUGCUUUGAAGAUAGAUCUUAGUAAGGCCUAUGAUACUGUUGACUAG